CAGAUUAAAAGUCUGAUGCUCUACCGACUGAGCUAUCCGGGCUCACGGGUUUUUAAACAGUGUGAUGUGGAAAAGAAGGGCUACUUGUCCAGAGAAGAUCUUAAGGUGGCAGUUGUUAUGCUUUUCGGAUAUAAACCUUCAAAGUCAGAAACCAGUAUGAUGAUGGAGGCUGGUGUGGAGCCAAACUGCCCAGGUAUGAUGAUGAGCAGGUCAUGUCUGAUUACAGGGGUCCCUUUGGAGCACUUUGUGUCUCUCAUGAGGAGGAAGUUACCAGCAGGGGAUCCAUACGAGAAGACGAGACAGCUCUUCAGCGCAUUUGAUCUACACUGCCGUGGGUUCCUGAAGUUGGAGGACUUCAGAAAUGUGUUUGCACGUGUGGCUCCUCGCCUGCCUGAGCGCACCGUGCUGGAGGCUUUUCGCAGAAGAAUGGAGCGCCCUGCAGGCUUCACACCAUUAGCAGAGAGGCUGGUGCCUCUUUAUGCGCAGCAGAUUUAUGGGCGCGCGCCUGGCGCUCCUGACGAACGUUAACGCCGUCAUCGCUUCUCUGCCGCCCGCCUGUUGCCAUGGCGACAGCGUACUCCGAGCCAGGGCCCCAACGCACCUUGAGCAGUGCCUGCAGUUGUUUUUUUGUUUUUUUUGUUUUUUUUUUUCUUCCCUUCCCUUUCCUUCCCUUCCCUUCCCUUCCUUCUCCCUUUUCUUCCCCCCCUCUCCCCCGCGUCUUCUCUUUUCUUCUCUUUUGUUGUCGGUGUUUCCAGAGCAACUAUCCGUCAUCUCCUUUCCAUAAAUACUUGCUGCACACAUUCUUGAGAGAACGGCAAGCUCAGCUUUCGCAUUGUCUGCUCCGAACGCUCACAGCUGUAAUCAAACCGUGCAGAUAGAUGUCAAGUGUUGCUGUAUUUAUCUAAAAAAAACAAAAAAAACAAAAAACAAACAAACACAAAAAAGCUUUGUGCGUUCAUUUACACAUUUUUCUUUCUUUUUUUUUUUUUACUUCAUUUAAUCGAACUCAUUUGAACAGAACAGCGACGGAAUGAAGCCGAAGCUUUGACGACCGAACAAGACGGUAUUUUCACGCGAGAUCAAUUUUCCCUUAAUGUUCCUGAGCGAAAGUAUUCGCGUCCUUUCAUGUUUCCCGUGUCACCCGAACUCCGGUAAACCGAAAGCUCUUAUCAGAGUGAAAUAAUGAAGUAAUUAUACACAACUCUGAAUGUUUCAGCACUUGAGUGUAAAAGAUUAGUCAGUUUACCCAAAGACUCAUCUAAAACUUCAGCUUCCUCUGCCUUCCGAGUCUCUUUAAUCAGCUGAAAGGAUUCCUGAUGAAUAUGAGGAUUCAUUAGCGAUCUUAAAUUAAACUUCGCUAGCUGUUGCUCUCCUAUGAACCACUGGUGGCUUUUUAUUUAUUUAUUUAUUUAAAAAUAAAUAAAUAAAUAAAUAAAUAAAUAAAUAAUUCUUCCAAAGUAGUCACGUUCCUCCACCAUGUGACGCGGAGCACACGUGAAGCUCCAGGACGUCUCAGACCAGCUCUCUCUGGGAAUCGACCCGUUCCGAGUCUCUCCAGCAGUGUCCACUCACACGGGCCUGGAGUAGGGUCGCGAUCCAGCACGAGCACUUUUUUUUUUAAUGGGAGAGCGAGCGGGAGAGAGACUCCUACAGAUCAGCUGCAUAAUUAGCCUCGCUUGCUCCCAGCGUGAGUGCGUUUACUGCAUAUUGAGAGUUUGCCCUUUUCUUUUGCCACCAUAUCAAGGUAAUUACAUUUCUUUUUGUAGCACCGUGAAAGGAGGCAUCACCGGCCUGCAGUUUUACUGCCUGCCCAAAGAAGCUGGGAGUACAUAAAUCCCUUAAAGUAGCUCUUUCUCUCCCUCCUCCCGCUGACACAGUGAGCUUAAUAAAAGCACAAUGAGGCAGUCUGAGUGCAGAGUAAACAGCUAAUAGUAAUGGGAACGUGGCGUUUGGGAGCCGUGUCACUGUUGACAGAGCGCAGUCACGCCCACCUGAGCUCUGCUUUUCUGAUUGGCCAGAAGAUUAGUUCAAUAACUUUCUUUAGUUUUCUUACGUGACGUGACGUGACGUAUACUCAGAAUUCGGUCUCUGCAUUUAACCCAUCUAAAGUGCACACACACAGCAGUGAACACACACACACACACACACACACACACACACACCGUGAACACACACCCGGAGCAAUGGGCAGCUAUUUAUGCCGUGGCGCCCGGGGAUCAGUUGAGGGGUUCGGUGCCUUGCUAAAGGGCACCUCAGUCGUGGUAUUGCCAGCCUGAGACUCGAACCCACAACCUUAAGGUUAGGAGUCAGACUCUCUAACCAUUAGGCCACGACUUCCCCCAACUUAACUGCACUAGUGUUAUAUGUUAACGUUCACCCUUACGCUAAGAACACGUAUACACUGAAUAAAUAUUUAACACGUACGUAAGGAGUCUCCAGCGUCGGCGCUCAGUACAGACGCAGGGUUCGGUUUUCCGACCGCUUCGACACGUACCGUAUAUCUUCGAUCGAUUUUUCCGACACGUGGAAUAAAAGUAUAAAGUAGAUAUUUUUAUACGGCAGUGUAUUUGCGGUUUGUAAUUCUUUUGUCCGUAUCGUUCACCUUUCCUAGAACCCUCGAGUCUCAGUUUUGUGGUCGGAGAGCAAAAGAAAAAAAAGUCAUUCCUUUUUUUUUGUUCUUUCACCGAUUUCUGUCGUAAAGGAAACUCUUUAGAAAUGAUUGCAGCUCUCAGGAGUCGGCUUUGCUGUUUCGUUUUACACAAACAAGAUUUUUGUGUGUGUGUGUGUGUUAGUUUGCCGUCUGGUUCUGCGCUCCUCCGCCGGCUUGUUUUUGAUUCAGAGGGAGAAAGUUGGGCGAGGGCAGACUGGGCUAGCAGAGGGUAAUGCAGUAAUCACAUUGGUUCCCCCUGGAGUGGGCGAGAGGGUUAGCAGAGUGCUGCCCUCUGCCUGUGGCGACUCCCCCAGCUGCUGCACUCCAGAAAGCCUGGCUGUCUCACUCACACACACACACACACACACACACACACACACACACACACACACACACACACACACACACACACACUGACACAACAUACUACACAUCAUAGUUGUCACCGUUCUUGUUUAAAUAUAUUUGAAUUUCAGUCACUUAAAGCAUUUAG
This is a messenger RNA of Tachysurus fulvidraco (yellow catfish), 3143 nucleotides long. RefSeq names its product EF-hand calcium binding domain 11 (gene efcab11). The coding region runs from base 16 to 528 and encodes 170 amino acids. Gene Ontology annotation, molecular function: calcium ion binding. The record is from RefSeq and is a predicted model, not a curated record. Gene Ontology annotation, cellular component: cytoplasm. The transcript has 6 exons. Lineage: Eukaryota; Metazoa; Chordata; Actinopteri; Siluriformes; Bagridae.